This is a messenger RNA of Hevea brasiliensis (rubber tree), 2144 nucleotides long. Its product is annotated as double-stranded RNA-binding protein 2. Gene Ontology annotation, molecular function: double-stranded RNA binding. The transcript is spliced from 4 exons. NCBI's taxonomy places the organism in Eukaryota, Viridiplantae, Streptophyta, Magnoliopsida, Malpighiales, Euphorbiaceae. The record is from RefSeq and is a predicted model, not a curated record. Bases 256 to 1974 code for a protein of 572 amino acids.
CUGCAGAAAUUUCGGCUUGCAGUAAACACCAGCUUCGCUUGUUGUAAAAUUUCGUAAUUCUCACAUUGUCAGCACUUUCACUGAGCUUUCUCUCUCUCUCUCUGUCUCUCCCCCACAAAAGAAAAUGACGUGAUACCCAGUUUCCAGCUGAUGCUCCGGUCACUGUUCGUAGUAUUUUUUUUAUCUUGCUUUUCCACUGCUUUUCCUUAAUUUUCUCCGGAAAAUCUAUCAAAGGGUCUUAGAAACAGCGUUGGAAUGUAUAAGAACCAAUUGCAAGAGUUGGCUCAAAGAAGCUGCUUCAAUUUGCCAUCUUAUUCUUGUAUAAGGGAAGGACCUGAUCAUGCCCCUCGAUUCAAAGCUACUGUCAAUUUCAAUGGAGAGACUUUUGAAAGUCCUGCCUUUUGCUCUACUCUGAGGCAGGCAGAACAUGCGGCUGCUGAGGUAGCACUCACCACACUUGCAAGCAGAGGCCCUUCCAGAGCAUUAGCUGCUAGAGUUCUGGAUGAAACUGGAGUCUACAAGAAUUUGCUUCAAGAGACUGCUCACAGAGCUGGCUUAAAGCUUCCAGUGUAUACCACUGUACGUUCAGGACCAGGCCAUGUUCCUGUUUUCUCAUGCACAGUUGAACUUGCAGGAAUGAACUUUACUGGGGAGCCAGCUAGGACCAAGAAACAAGCUCAGAAGAAUGCAGCAAUGGCUGCAUGGUCUGCCCUAAAAAGAUUGGUUCAACCUGGUUCAUCUUCCAGUUCAUCAUCUUCUUUAGUGGAGAAUAAAAAAGGAGGUGAAGAGCAAGAACAAGUUGUAAUUGCUCGUUUUCUUGCAUCUCUACAACCAUCAGAAUUAAAGAACUCGAAGCAAAGUGAUUGCCAUCCAGGACAGGAGAGAUUUAUCCCUGUAUGCAAGCACUUGACCCCUCCAACACCAAGCUUAUAUCCUAUGCAGUGCCAAAACUGGGUAUAUCCUGGCUUUUCCCAUGAAAUGGCCAUAUACCAAAUGUGGCAGCAAGAACAAUUGUUGCAAUUGCAAAACCGUUUAUUGACGCUUCAAGUUCCACCAGCUCCUCCUCCUGGUCCUCAAAUUCUUCCAUAUAUGCAGUCUAUACUCCCCCCAGAUUCUCCUCUAUUUGUUCCUGUGAGAGAGCAAGAACGGGUACCUGUAGGGCCGAGAAUUACAAUUGCCACAUCAGGACCAUUAUUAUGCUGCUCAGAUAGUGUGGCCUCUGAUCCAAUCAGGGGAAAAUCUACAGUUACCAUUCAGGAGAUGCAUGACGAGAAGACUGAAGAAUUAUCUGAGUGCUCUCCAUCACUGGCUCCAGAUCCCCCUGUUCUCAGCAAAUUCAAGACUGAAGCAAGAUUUAAGGAAACAAAUCAUGAGCAUGACAAACUGAAAAAUGGUGCAAUGGAAAGCAAAGUUGAAAAUGCUCAACUAGGAGAGAACCAUUCUGAGCAAUUUGAACAGGCUUCCCACAGAAGCAUGGAUUCAGGAUACACACAUGUAGACUUCAGAGUGCAGAACCUAUGUGGUUUUGACUCCACCAAUUCAACUUCACAGUAUCCUCUAAGACUAAGUUGUAGACCACCUCCAUCUGUAGCACCUCCUGUAACAAUCAGAAAUAUGGAGCCUAGACCAUCUGCAGCACCUCCUGUAAGAAUCAGAAAUAUGGGACCGGUUUGUUCAGUUCCCAAACCACAAGAUUUGGCAGCACAAGUUCCAGCUCAACCAAGAAUGAGAACCGGAGGUCCUUCGUAUUCAGCCAGACCACAGCCUCAAAGAAUGGACUUUGGCAGAGUGCAUCCCCGUUCCAUGGCACCAGCAGUUCGAAUAAGAUCAGUUGUACCUGUCUGUUCAGCUCCACCAGCAAGGAAAAUGCCAACCACUGGGCAAGAGGGAGCAUCAACUAGCAAAGAGAAGAAAGAUACGGUACCUGAAGAUGUCUCGACAACAAGUUCAGAACUAGGCAAGCUUGGAACAUGAGCGGAUUACAGACACUACAAUUCAUCUUAUUUUUCUUUUAGUGGUUAGUUUUGCAAUUGAAUUUAUGGUGGUGUUUGGGCACCCAGUGGCAUGUAAUCAGUAUAAAUGGGGAGCAGCUAUAGAUAUUUAUAUAUAAAUAUAUACUUGAAAGUCAUAUUCUUUAAACUUAA